AUGAAAACUUGUUAUUACGAAUUAUUGGGUGUAGAACUGACUGCCUCGGACUCCGAGCUAAAAAAGGCGUACAGGAAAAAGGCUCUUCAAUUACACCCUGAUAAAAAUCCCGACGAUGUCGAAGGUGCUACUGCAAGAUUUGCAUUAAUCAGAUCGGCCUACGAAGUUUUAUCUGAUCCUCAAGAAAGAUCUUGGUAUGAUUCUCAUAAAAACCUGAUUCUUAGAGAUGAUGAUGAUUUUGGCUCAUCCAAUUACGAAUAUGACGACGACCCAAUAAUUCCAAGUAUUUCCACCGAAGAAAUAAUGAGAUAUUUCAAUCCAACUUUAUAUACGGUAAUGGAUGAUUCAAUUUCAGGUUUUUAUAAUAUAGUGGGUAGACUUUUCGAAAGAUUGGCUGCUGAAGAAAUAACCCAUGGAAAAUUUCAAAACUUAUCUGGUUUUGAUAAAUUUAAAGAUGAUGCUCCAAAUGUUAAUGUAAUUGAUUCUUCGUUUUUAAAAUUUCCUAGAUUUGGCAAUAGUAAAAGUGAUUAUCCCACUCAAAUAAGAGAUUUUUAUAAUUCUUGGUCUUCUUUUCAAAGUAUUAAAACAUUUAACUGGAAAGACGAAUAUAGAUAUUCUUCUGCUCCUGAUAGAAGAACCAGAAGAUUAAUGGAACGUGAAAAUAAAAAAUCAAGAGAUGUCGCUAAAAAAGAUUAUAAUGAGACAAUUAGAAAUUUUGUUAGUUUUAUAAGGAAAAGAGAUCCUAGAGUUAAAAAGGGAGUAGAAGAAUUUGAACGCCAAAAACGAUUAAAACAACAAGAAUCGAUUACAAGACAAGCUAAAGCCCAAACUUUGCAAGAAAAAGCUUCUGGUAUUAAAGACUUUGAAAUUCAAGAUUGGCAAAAAUUAGAUUUAGAUCAAUUAGAAGAAUUAGAAACCUUAUUAAAAGAUGAAUACCUUUCUUCAAGUAGCUCUGAUUCAGACGAAGAAUUCCACGAUAUACAAGAUGAAAAUGAAUUUGAAUGUGUCAUAUGUGAUAAACUUUUCAAAUCACAAAAUCAAUUCGAAAUUCAUGAAAAAUCUAAAAAACAUAAAAAAAGUUUGAAUCGUUUACGUUGGGAAAUGAAAAAGGAAGGUAUAGAAUUAGGUAUCGAUAAAGAUGAUAUCGAUCUUGAAGAAUUUGAAACUGCCGAUGAAGAUGCUGCUUUGACCGACGCGGAUGCUGCUUUGACCGACGCGGAUGCUGCUUUGACCGACGAGGAUGUUGAAUUCACUGAGGAGGAAAAUAACCUGGAAGCUUAUACUCUGGAUCACCAUAAAGAACCAGCAGAAGAAAAAGACUCCGACAGUUUGAAAAGUAAUGAACAAAAUCUCAAUCUUGAUGAUCUUGAUAUAGAUGAUGAUAUAGAUGAUGAUAUCGAUGAUGAUAUCGACGAUUUGAUUGAUACUAAUGAAGAAUUACCGACUACUAAAACUUCAUCAAAACUGAAGAAGAAAAAGAAACAAAAGCAAGGCGUGGUAGAUUUCAAAGAUGAAGAAGUUAACUCAUUAGAAGCAGAACUUUCAAAAUUAGGAUCAGAAUCCAAACUCAAUGAUUCCGAUGAUGAUUGGAUUGUGGGAUCUAAAAAGAAUUCCAAAAAAAAUAACAAAAAAAGUAAAAGCGUUGCAUCCACUAAGGUAAAUACACCUGACGAGACUGACCAAAGUCCUCCACCGACAAUUCCCAAGAAUGGAAAAAUCCCUAAUGGUUCAGAAAUAUGUGUUGUUUGUAAGGAAGUAUUCACUUCCAGAAAUAAACUUUUUCAACAUGUCAAAAACACUGGACAUGCAGCUCCCGUAAAAGAGGUGAAGAAGAAGUCAAAAAAGAAGCGUUAG
Hyphopichia burtonii NRRL Y-1933 is the source of this 1854-nucleotide messenger RNA. RefSeq lists its product as uncharacterized. NCBI's taxonomy places the organism in Eukaryota, Fungi, Ascomycota, Pichiomycetes, Serinales, Debaryomycetaceae. Gene Ontology annotation, cellular component: cytoplasm. The transcript has a single exon. The coding region runs from base 1 to 1854 and encodes 617 amino acids. The record is from RefSeq and is a predicted model, not a curated record. Gene Ontology annotation, molecular function: zinc ion binding; nucleic acid binding.